UUAUUUUUUAGUCAACUUUAUACAAAACUAAAAUAAUUUCUAUUUGUGAUUCAUUCUGUUUUUGUUUGUAAAAUGUAAUAUUUCUGUGUUGUAAUUGAAAAAUGUCCGAAUCAACUAACGGAUAUAUGAGCGAUUCUGAGUGUUCUGAGGAUGAAAUAGAGCCCAAAUUGAAAUAUGUACGUCUCAAUAAUGACCUGAGAGAAAUUUUGAAUAAUACUUCUGCGACAUGCAUUGCAGUGCAUACAAAGUUUGUCUGUCUCGGAUCCCACUGGGGCGUCAUUUACGUUCUCGACCACCAAGGCAACAAUAUAGUGAGCAAAAAAUUGAAAGCGCACACUGUGAGUGUCAAUCAAAUAUCGAUCGAUCAGACUGGCGAAUACAUUGCCACUUGUUCUGACGAUGGCAGGGUGUUUGUCCACGGACUAUUUUCCAAAGAGCAUAAUUUCAAUCUCAACAUUGGAAGGCUUGUCAAGACUGUGGCCUUGGAUCCUAGUUUUUGUAAGAAUCCUACUAAUAAGAGGUUUAUUACUGGUGAUGAUAAAUUGACUUUGUACGAACGCACAUUUUUGGGCAAUCUACGUCCCACUGUCCUUUGUGAAAGUGAAGGUUUGGUUCGGAGCCUUUGUUGGGGUGAGAGUUUUUUAGCUUGGUCCAGUAAUAUUGGAGUCCGAGUUUAUGACAUGAACGCCAGAUGCUCAUUGGGAAUGAUAAAAUGGGAAGAACAUCCAGGUGUGUCAAUAGAAAAAUUUAGAUGUAAUCUACGGUGGGCCGAUAGCCGGACACUUCUUAUUGGCUGGGUGGAUACUGUAAGGGUUUGUGUAAUAAGGAAAAGAAGCAAUAUUGAAUUGGCUGUCAGAGCUUUGCCUGAAUAUUUAGUUGAUCCAGUUUCUACAUUCCAAACAGAGUUUUAUAUUAGUGGAAUCGCACCACUUGAACAACAAUUAGUUUUGUUGGGUGUACCCAAAGAACAAGAUGAGAACAAUAAGAGUUUACGUCCACAAUUGUAUAUAGUAGAAUAUAAGGAUAAUGAUUAUAGUGAUAUUUGUACUGAUAGUUUAACUUUAAGAGGUUACGAAAAAUAUUCGGUAAACGAUUACCAUUUAGAUGUUUUAAUAGAAGAAAACAUGUUUUUUAUUGUUGCUCCAAAAGAUGUCGUUAUUGCUAGUCCUUACGAUUUAGAUGAUAGGAUACAGUGGUUCAUCCAGCACAAUAAGUUUGAGGAAGCUUUGGAUAUACUAAUGCAUAACGAUGGCCGUAAAAUCCACAGACACACCGUUCAAAGUGUAGGGGUAGAUUAUUUGGAUCAUUUGCUCAGUCAAGGCAUGUAUGACGCCGCCGGCAUGUUGGGGUUGAAAAUUUUCGGGAAAAAUCCUUCAUUAUGGGAGGAUCAGAUUUAUAAAUUUGCCAGAGUACAUCAGUUGAGAUCUGUUAGUCCUUACAUACCAAGGACAAAAGAAUCCAAGUUAAAUCCUCACAUAUAUGAGAUGAUUUUGUAUGAAUAUUUAAAACUUGAUGCUCAGGGUUUUGUUCAAUUAAUUAAAGAAUGGCAUCCGGACCUCUACAACGUUUCCGCUGUCAUAAACGCUGUACUAGAUCACAUAAUUCAUGACGAUGCCAAUAAGGAUACUUUCAUAGAAGCAUUGGCUAUUUUGUAUAGUUACGUGCAAAAAUAUGAUAAAAGUUUAUCCAUGUACCUCAAAUUAAAACACAAAGAUGUUUUCACUUUAAUCCAAAAACACGACUUACAUAAUGUAAUCCAGGACAAACUCACAGAUCUGAUGGAUUUGGAUUAUAAAAAAACUGUUGCGCUACUUUUAGAAAAAAAUAAUAUUCCUUCAGAAAAAAUUGUCGCUAAGCUUAGGGCGAAUAAUUUACAUUUAUAUAGAUUUUUAGACGAAUAUGACAAAAAAAAUACCAAAGGCAAAUACCAUAAAGAGUUAGUGGAACUAUACGCAAUAUUUGAUAGGUCAAAGCUAUUGCCCUUUUUAAAAAAAUCUGAUCAUUAUCCUAUACAAGAAGCUUUGGAUAUAUGCAAGAAGAAAAAGUAUUUUCCUGAGAGGGUUUUUCUUUUAGGAAGAAUGGGUGAUACGAAAAAAGCUUUAGACUUAAUUAUAAACGAACUGAAAGAUAUUCAAUAUGCCAUAUCCUUUUGUCAUGAACAUGACGAUACAGAUUUAUGGGAAGAUUUGAUAAAUCAUUGCAUAAAUAAACCAGAAUUUAUAACAUUUUUGUUGCAAAGUAUUGGAAGCUAUAUUGACCCGACUACUUUGAUUUUGAAAAUGAAAGACGACAUGGAAAUUCCAGGAUUGAAAAAUUCUUUAGUGAAAAUGUUGAACCAGUAUAAUUUACAGGUUUCAGUUCAGGAAGGAUGCAAAAAAAUUCUGGUUUCAGAUUAUUUCAAUCUUCAAAAAAAAUUAGUACACGUUCGUCAGAAGGGUACUUCAGUUUGUGGGGAGACUUUAUGCGGUGCUUGCCAUUAUAAGCUCAUUCAAAGUGAUAUGUCUAGAGUUACUGGUCUGAAAAUGUUUAAUUGUAGACAUAUAUUUCAUAAGGAAUGUGUGGGAGAUGAUACCACUGUUUGUGUAGUUUGUUAUCCGUCUGAAAAUAAAUAGGUUUGGGGUGACGUCAAAAAUAAAAAUAUGAAAAUCCUUAUCUACCCACGAUAUGAUUCUGGAUCCGGCGUUUUCUCCAUCGACAUCGAAUUCGGACGACAAAUGCACAACAAAUUUGUGGGGCGCCUGACGGAUUCUGUCUUCAAGAAAUUCUUUGUAUCUUUGCAACUCAAUUUCUUCUGUUUCGGGUGGCUUCAAAAAUGUACUCGAGCCAGUAGUUUUGACUGCUAACUCUAAAAAAUAUUAAAACAAUUACGAUUAUUUCAAUGCUUGUUGUACCCUUACGUUUUUUUAAUUCUUUAAUUUUUUCUUUGAUAUUCUCGUUGAUUUGUUUCUCGGUGACGUUUGAUUCUGGCUGUGCGCCUCGUACUAGUUCCACUUUCAGGCACAGACCUCCGACGGCUUUAGGAGUGGCAUUUUCCUCGUCCAAUUCGUCAAUGUUGCUUAUUAGCAAAGUUUCGCGGAAACAUAAACGUCUUAUCAAAGUUUCAUCUAAAAUAUUAAUCAAACAGUUACCAGUUAUGAUUUAUAUCUAUGUAAGAGUUAAUAUAACAUAAAUUUUUGUGUGUAAUUUUAUAUUUAUAUACUUUUUACAAUAGAUACUGCAUUGCUUUUAUAUAAUGUGCAGUAUUAUUAAAUAUAAAUUAAUACUUUUCUUGAUUAUUAUGUAGAAUCUAUUAUAAGACAUAUAAGUAUAAUAUAACGCUUUUGUAUUUAUUGUUUAAUUGUUAUUAUUUCAUCAUAGAUGUUCAGGAACAAUAUAAUAAUGCUUAUUUGUUAUUUCUGUCUAAUUUUAUUCUUUUUAUUCAUAGUUUUUUUGGCCUGAAUAUCUAUGAAGUUUUGAUGUAUUUUUGUAAUGAUUAUUAUUGCUAGUGCAAGCGAAAAGUGAUAUGUAAUGUUGUUUUAUUUUUAUUACCAAAAGUGGGUUUUGACAGUGUAUUAAUAUAUCAUAUUAUUAUUUAAUUUUA
Messenger RNA from Ceutorhynchus assimilis (cabbage seed weevil), 3580 nucleotides. The record is from the annotation of a GenBank genome assembly. NCBI's taxonomy places the organism in Eukaryota, Metazoa, Arthropoda, Insecta, Coleoptera, Curculionidae.